Molecule: messenger RNA, 3058 nt
Organism: Andrographis paniculata
Lineage: Eukaryota; Viridiplantae; Streptophyta; Magnoliopsida; Lamiales; Acanthaceae
Product: F-box protein SKIP14
Exons: 3
Coding region: 882-2522 (546 amino acids)
Cellular component (GO): cytoplasm
Molecular function (GO): protein binding
Source: RefSeq, a predicted model, not a curated record
CACACCAUUGCCAUUGCCAUCACGUCAUCGUCUCUGCUUCAAUUCAAUCGAAUUGAAUAUCCAUUCCCUUCCCUACCCUAAUUUGAUUCGGUCAAAUGUUAUGAUCCCUAAUUUCCACCCCAAACCCUAAAAGCUCAAUUCCAUCCGUCGGACCCAGCUGAAGAAGACUGGACCGGUUGUUCCGUCGCGGCCGUUUCUUCUUCCGCCGCACCGGCGACGCCUUCUUCCAUACCCCCCACGUGUCCAUCGCCAUUUAUCCUUUAACACCGCCUUCCCCCUUUCAACAUCCCCUCCCUCAAAUUUCCCGCGAUUCCCUGCCCGCAGUGGAUUUUCUUAUCAAUCGGCUGAUUUGUUAUCUUGUUGCGAUCCUUCUUCCACUUGUGCGGUCUUUUAGGGCUACCCGAAUCCCGAUCCAGGCGCUGGUUAGGUUUUACUUGAUUUGAAGAGAUGGAUUAGGUUAUUGGAAUUUUCUUUUGAUUUGAUUGAUUCUUUUAUUGCGGAUAGAUAGAUUUGAUAUAUCUCGGGGCUUACUGUUUUGAUCAACUGGUUGGGAAGUACGGUUGUUGCUGCCCCUAAUUUGGGUAGUUUUUUUUUUUCCCUUUUUCUUUUGGUCUUUCUGAUCUGUUUCGCAUCGUGAAUUCGUUGAUUCAUUCUGUAUAUAUAUAUGUCCAAUUGGUUGAUAUGUUGUGCGAUGCUGAAAGAGUUAUGUCCGUAGGGUUCGGCACGAGAGAACUCAGUGAUGUUUUUGGUGCGUUGUUUUAGUCUGUCAUUGAAAAUUGAGGGUUUUCUUGUUUGAAUCCCCUGAAAUUAAAAGGGAUUGAUAAAAGGGAAAAAUAAAAAGAAAAAAAGAAAGUAGAUAUUUCUGGUUCGGAGAUAUUGAGAUGGCACUGAACUAUUCACAUUGGCCUCUGUUUCCUGCACAUAUUUCUGAAGAUAAUUUGUUGUCGCCUAUGAGGCUUGCAAAUGGUUAUUUUAUGAACGAUGUUCGGAGGAGUAUGAACGAAGAUGGCCUCUUUCGGCCAUGGCCGAGGAUCCCAGGAGAAGGCAUGGAGCGAAACUUCCUCUGUUGGGAAGGAGCUAAUACCUGUAGCUCUCAGGAGUCCACUUCAGAUGAUAUUGUUGACCUUUUGCCUUCUGAUCCCUUUGGUAUGGAUAUGCAGAAUACUUUAACAGUCUUCACAGGAUGGAUCAAGGAUUUGGAGCUUGAAUAUGGUGGGAAGAUAUGGGCAAACGACUGCAGGGCUGCCCAAGGAGGCGAUACUUUCUUUUCUAAGUGGAAUAUGACUUGUGAUGAUUCCUUGAUUUUCUCACUAUUUCCUAACACUAAUUCGGUGUGCAAAAAACCAAACGUGGACUGUUUUACGAGCUGUUCUCAGGUACGUGAGAAGCCAAGUACCAGUAAAAGUUCUUUUCCCAGCAGUGAAAAGUUAGAUGAGAAAUUGGAAGCAGCCAGAACAGUGGAGGAGAAGGAUAUUCAGGCUGGAUUUGUCCCAUUUGAUAUUGGCUUUCAACAUCCCCAUGAUGUAACCUUCGGCAAUGGGGGUGCAAGCUCUAGUUCUGGGCUGGCUUCGGGUGAGAGGGUAGAGAGUGUUGAUGAGUGUGAAGGGAUGCCUCAUGAAGCUUUAGGUUAUGCCGUUGCGUAUUUGGGAGUGAAGGACCUUUUGUCUGUUGAAAUGGUGUGCAAGUCCCUAUUAACUACUGUCCGAGAUGAUCCGUUGCUGUGGAGAACCAUUCAUAUUGACAAACCUCUUAGUGAACUGAUCACCGAUGAUACUCUUGUGAAAUUGACUAGCCGGGCGCAAGGACACCUCACUUGUCUGAGCUUAGAGGAGUGCAAAAAGAUCACUGAUGAUGGUCUGAAGCGGGCACUUGAAAUGAAUCCAAGAUUGACUAAGCUCUGUGUUCCUGGAUGUACACGGAUCACUAUUAAAGGUGUAAUGAGUAUUGUAAGGUCAUACAACUCUGGUAAACGCGAUGGAGGUUUAAAAUUAUUAAGAAUUGGUGGAAUUUUUGGUGUGAAUCGUGAAAUAUUUGAAGAGCUGAAGUUUUUAUUGGGUUUUGACGAAAAUAAGCUUGGAAGUGGCUACAAACCACAUUUCUACUCCCGGGACACUUACUACCUUCCGCACCACGAUGAUCGCCCCAUUGAUAUAGAAUCAUGCCCAAAAUGCGAGGCAUUCAGGAUGGUGUAUGACUGUCCAGUUGACAGUUGCAAUGUCAAAGAUGAGUCCUCUGAGGUCUGCAGGGGUUGCAAUAUCUGCAUAGCUCGGUGCAUUGAAUGUGUAUACCAGAUGAUACUGUCGAUGGCAUUAGGCGGCCCUGUCUUGUGUUUGUUGAACCAUAUGAUAUUCAGUAUACUUGGAGUAGGUACCCUCCAAAAAAAAAAAAAAAAAGGAAAAAUGAAAAUUACCAAAAAAGGAAAAAGAACAAAAGCAAAAAAAAGAAGCUUGAAGGAGUUGUUGCAGAAUGGAAAUGAGGUAAGAAGAAAUCCAUCUUCAAGAUGGAGAAUCAUGCUGAGAUAGUAGAAACUAUCCACUUGUUCCGGCCCCGUGGCCCGAUCUUUGCUGUAGAUGCCCUGGAAAGCUAAUUGACGUCUACUUUAAGUUUUACUUCCACCUGGGGCAAUCAGAAAUCUUCGAUGGUUUGCAGAUGCGAUGUGGGCCAAAACUCAAACUCAAAACGUACAUGGAGUUCGUGACAAUGUUCUUCAGAGGUCUCCGACUAUGGUGUAGGUACUACACACUUUUUUAAGUUUGUUGCUACCUCCAUUUUGAAAUUGUAUGUGCCUGUGGCUAUGUAUGUAACAUGUUGGGAUGCCGUGCAGCAACUUUGUGCAGGACGAGUCCUAUGUUGAUCUGGAAUGUCUGGUCGACACUUGCUCUAUACUUAAAACUGCACUUGUUGGUAGUAAUAUGUUGUUGCAAAUUUGUUACUUUGUCUGUUUCUCUCAUGUGAGUGAGAAACAGAUUUAUUGAAUUGAAUGCUCGGAUGGAUCAUGGAUGGGAUGGAUGGGUAAUCUUUUGCUUAUUAUGAAUAAAGACUCAUCUUUAUCUUUCAA